GAAAAAAAUUACGAAUCUGUCCACAACCGUUAAUGUAUUUGUUGCGUAUUUGAUGCAAUGUAUUGUAUCUCAUUCCGUGUAGUUGUAUCUAAUCUUAUCUCACCUCAUACAUCGCUACGCACCGCACCGGUCGGUUACAGUACAUAGGGUGCAGAGCCGGAUAAGGAAUGGUCCGAAAUUUAGUUCAUCACUGUUAGCCCAUCGUUAAAGAUUGUUCUACAUAGCGGCCGAGUCGGGUGGCGUGUGCUUCUUUUCUAUAGAGAGUACCAAAAGGGAGGCAAACUAUUCGGAAAAUGUUUAAAUACAUCACAAUUGUGGCAUUAGUGCUGGCGUACAGUGCCGGAAACGCAUCCGCAUUUUGGUGUUUCCAAUGCACCACCUUUAACAGCACCAACUGUCUGGUUCCGGACCAAAACAUCCUGGCGGUGGAAUGUCCGCCCUCUCCGAAUGUAUCAUCCGUUACCUGCUUCACGCGCAUUGUGGGUCAAGACGUGGAACGUGGAUGUGCAACGAAUCUGGAGGCAACCGAACGUGACAACUGUGCCGUCGUAAACAAUUGUCAGCUCUGCUCGAAUGAAAAUGAUCUGCCCUGUAACAACAACCUGUUCCCGCACGGUCGUCUUCAUUGCCACCAGUGCGAAGGAACGACCAACAGUACCUGCUCGGAGGAGAUCCUAACGGAAGCCAGACCCUGUCUGCGCUUUGUGGCCGACGAUCAGUGUGUGGUGCAGGUGCGCGAUAACAGCGUGUUGCGCGGAUGUCUCUCGGAAAAUGCAGACUGCCGGAACAGCCGUGAUUGCCACGUGUGCGCUGGUAAUGGGUGCAAUUUCCGGCAUUUCGAACACAGCGCAGCGGGCAGUGUGAUCGCACAGAUCCCGCUGCUAGCCGGAGCCAUUCUGCUGAGUGCUUUCGUUGCUAAUAGUCUGUAGGUUUUGACGUGUCCCAACAGGAACUUUGUUUGCAUGCGCUUCAAUGUAUUUAGUUUGUAGCUAAACGAAAACACUAACAAAGCAAAAACAAAAGUAUUGACUCGUAGAAAAUGUGAAUAAAGAUACAGUAAGAAUAAA
Molecule: messenger RNA, 1067 nt
Organism: Anopheles funestus (African malaria mosquito)
Lineage: Eukaryota; Metazoa; Arthropoda; Insecta; Diptera; Culicidae
Exons: 3
Coding region: 294-929 (211 amino acids)
Source: RefSeq, a predicted model, not a curated record